Molecule: messenger RNA, 2015 nt
Organism: Triticum dicoccoides
Lineage: Eukaryota; Viridiplantae; Streptophyta; Magnoliopsida; Poales; Poaceae
Product: folate-biopterin transporter 1, chloroplastic-like
Exons: 12
Coding region: 1-2001 (666 amino acids)
Cellular component (GO): membrane
Source: RefSeq, a predicted model, not a curated record
AUGGACACAUGCAAGCCCGUCGCCACUCCAGUUGACACCAAGGCCAAGCUGCUCGCUGCCGACGGCCCGCCUGUUGAUGAUCCUACUGCGUACCGCAGCCUGGCAGGUGCCCUGCAGUACCUCACGAUCACGCGGCCCGAGCUGGCGUACGUAGUGCAGCAAGUGUGCCUGCACAUGCACGACCUGCGCGCCGGGCAUCUGGCUCUGCUCAAACAUGUGCUUCGCUACGUUCGAGAUUCCACCGAACUCGGGCUCCAUCUUCAUGCCUCGACGAGCCUCGACCUGCGCGCCUACACCGACGCCGAUUGGGUUGGCUGCCCGGAUACACGCCGCUCUACUUCAGGGUUCUGCAUCUACCUUGGCGACGCUCUCCUCCUCAGCGAGCUGCUCUGCCCAGUGCGCUCCGCCACACUGGUCUUCUGCGAGAAUAUCUCAGCAGUCUACCUCUCCAGCAACCCUAUCCACCACCGGCGCACGAAGCACGUCGAGCUCGACAUCCACUUCAUUCGAGAGCGCGUCGCGUUGGGCGAGUUCCGCGUCCUGCAUGUCCCCACGCGACAGCAGAAGUGCAGGCCAGUAAUUCAGACAACUUCGACUAAAGGGGACACUAGAAAUGGAGAUUUUGAAAAAUGGGAAAACAAUCAACGCGGGACAGAUGGUUUAUGCAGUAGCAAGUCCAAGUCAGGUUACUCGAAGGCAUUCAGGGUGGAUUUGUCCCCAGAUAACGUGGUUGUUGCCACUGUUUAUUUUGUGCAAGGAGUUUUGGGCCUUUCCAGACUUGUUGUCAGCUUUUACUUGAAAGAUGAUCUUCAGCUUGAUCCAGCAGAGAUUGCAGUUAUAACUGGUUUCUCAGCCUUGGCGUGGUUGGUCAAGCCUCUUUUUGGUUUUAUCAGUGAUUCCGUCCCCCUCUUUGGAUAUCGAAGAAGGUCAUACCUCAUUCUAUCAGGACUCCUUGGAGCAAUUUCAUGGAGCUUGAUGACAACGAUUGUGGAUGAUAAGUACAGUGCAGCGCUCUCUAUUAUUCUUGGAUCUCUUGCAGUUGCCUUCUCUGAUGUUGUGGUUGAUUCUAUGGUCGUUGAGAGAGCUCGAAGUGAGUCACGGAGUACAUCUGGAUCUCUCCAGUCACUAUGUUGGGGAUCCUCAUCCUUUGGGGCAAUUGUGAGCGCAUACUUCAGUGGUUCUCUAGUGGAUACUUAUGGUGUAAGAUUUGUCUUUGGUGUUACGGCAUUUUUACCCCUGAUGACAUCUGCUGUUGCAGUUCUUGUAAAUGAACAGUGUUUGUGUUCUGAGGAACGUUCCAUCUCACUUUCGAGUUCAGGAUUGAUUGAAAGCUCUAAGCAGCAGAUCAGGCAGAUUUGGACUGCUGUAAAGCAACCGAACAUUUUCUUGCCUACUUUGUUCAUAUUCCUUUGGCAAGCAACACCAAAGUCGGAUUCUGCCAUGUUUUAUUUCGUCACAAACAAGAUUGGAUUCACUCCAGAGUUUCUAGGGCGUGUCACACUCCUCACAUCUGUUGCAUCCUUACUGGGCGUCGGAAUAUAUAAUUCGUUCCUGAAGGCAGUUCCACUAAGGAAAAUCUUUCUUGUGACAACAAUUUUAGGUUCUGCCCUUGGAAUGACACAUGUUCUUCUUGUCACUGGGCUCAAUAGGAAGCUGGGGAUAAGUGAUGAAUGGUUCUCCAUUGGGGAUUCCUUGAUUCUCACAGUCCUUGGUCAGGCUUCCUUCAUGCCCGUGUUGGUGUUGGCUGCGAGGUUGUGUCCCCUGGGAGUGGAAGCGACGUUGUUCGCCACCCUGAUGUCCAUUUCGAACGCGGGAAGUGUCGCUGGCGGUCUGGUGGGCGCGGGCCUAACUCAGUUUCUGGGUGUCACAAGGGACAACUUCGACAAUCUGGCUCUGCUGAUCGUGAUCUGCAACCUCAGCUCCCUGCUGCCUCUGCCUCUCCUGGGCCUCCUUCCAGAUGGAUCACCAGAUGCUGAUAAUCGGCAAACUAAAGUUGAUUGAAAUACUUGACCUUC